AUGCCAACCGUUUUCUCACGAUUCUACUCCGCCUCGCAAAGUUUUAUGUCGGCUCAGGCUAUUGGAGAAGAUUUGGCUCUGGCACUCGAUCUGGCACCAGACAUUCAUCCUCCUGAGUGCCUGCUUCAGCUGAAUCUUCCUGCAUCCUCCAAUUCAAUACGAAGUUCUGCUCACCUAAGACAGGGUGAUGCUGCGAGUGAAUUACUUUCUUUUACUAUUGCUUUAUAUCGAACCGAUUUUCCUUAUGACCGUCUGUUUUGGGUCAAUCUUUACAUUGUUCAUUUUUUUUGGAAUCAAUGA
This is a messenger RNA of Protopolystoma xenopodis, 300 nucleotides long. Lineage: Eukaryota; Metazoa; Platyhelminthes; Monogenea; Polystomatidea; Polystomatidae. The record is from the annotation of a GenBank genome assembly.